UCCUGGCUUAAUUUUUAACCAGAACAGUCUUAACCUACCACUAUGUUAGCCAGACCUUAUAAUUUCUCAAGAAUCAGAGUACUUGGCUUCAUAGUUCAUUUAAAAAUUCUUUAACUCGAAAGAUGAGCCUUUAGAGUACAGAAGUGCUGAAUUCACCAUAGAAAUGAUCUAGAACCCUCAAGAAUAUUUAUUCAUCUAUAAUAAUAAAGUAGUAAACCUAUUUAGUUUUGGCUAAUUAUUGCGGUGGACAGCCAUGGCUAUCUUAUCGCCUAAACUCGGGAAAGGGCUCGGUAAUUUUAUAGUUGGCCAAGAACUAGAAAAUAUGCAAAUCAUUAGUUUUGAAAUUUCAUAUAUUUUAACCCUGACUAGUCCAGAAGAGGCCAAUAAGAGAGAGAUUUUAAUAAAAGAGACAAGCUCAGAAUUAUUUGAAAGAAAAUUAAAAAGAAAUUCUGUUAAGCUAGCAAUUAAGGUUAAAGCAUUCAGUAAAGAGUCCAACAACUUCAGAGUAGACUCCUCUGCUCUCUUCAGGCAAGCUGGCAAUGAAUUGAUCAAGCCCGUUCUCAGUAAAGAACCUGAAGACCCUUCCGAUGUUCUUAUUGAAGAUAAUAUUCUCUAGUUUUGAAUGAGAAUAUUUUACUAGAGCCUUGGAUAGUAGUCUUAUGGACUCGUUCUUGUAAUUGAACAGACUCUUUGUUAUCUUGGUAUACUUGUUCAUCGAAAGCCAACAGAUCAGCUCUCUGAAUUCUUCAGUAUCCUCUUCUGCGAUAUCAGGAUGAUAUAGUCCUUGUCUUUCAGCAUCUUCCAAUAGUGUUUGCUUGAGGUCUUCAAAUGGAAUUUUAAGUUUGCUUGGCUUCUUGUCUCUUGAGCUGAAUCAACUAGCUAUAAACUUCUUGAAGGCUCUGAUUAUUCUCUUGUUAAUCACAUCUUUGCGAUGCUUAAGACCUGGACCACUCGAACUUGAAGUAUUUAAAAGAAUGUUAAUGGCAGUUCAAGACUGAUUAACAAUUUUAUUGGUCUGGAGUUGAGGGUUAUCAAAACUCUCUAAUCUUGGCUGAUGGUGAGUAUUCAGACUGCUAAUUACAGAGGAAUUUCUAUCUCUUCUUUUGGUUUGCCUUGUUUUUCACUGUUUGGGAUCAAGGCCGAAUGGGCCAUUUGAUAAAGAAAUAGUAUUUCUAGUUAUCUUGAAUAUUUUCAUAGGUCUGAAGGACUCCUUAUCAGAUUUAUCAGAGUCCAGAUUUCACUCCUUGGGUAUGAAAAGGGACUCUGACGUUAUAUCUUUGUGUGUAAAGUUUUGACUUAAAUAAUGGGUCAUAAAAUCAUAUUUUAUUAAUGGCUCCACCGUGAUCGAUUCUUUGAAUUGAUGAUCAUGAUUCUCAGUAUUCUUAACCAGAGCUUUGUUUUCAAAUCUAUCAACAAAUUGAUCCUCGGCCAUAGAUAACACAAUUCUGAGGUCUGACUUCAAAGAUUCUUCACGCUUGAGAAGACUAUCGUUGUUUCCUUUGAUAAACUCUAAACAGUGUAAAUUAGAGAGCCUGAUCUAACAUUAAAGAUUAUAUGCUGAUUAUUAUAUAAAGAAUUAAUCAAAUUUUAGCUUCCAAAUAGCUGAAAAAUGAAGAAAGUGUUCACUUCUAAAAGCAGAAAUUUUGGAAACAAUAUUGUAAGGACAUAUGGAUAUGAUUCGAAAAAUCUCUGUUGCCUUGCUCAGGUGCAUCAGCAUUCUUUAUUUUUAACAAAGAAACACUAGUUAAAUCAUAAAACCCUUUGAGUAAAGUAUUCUAUAAAUAUCUUGAUAAACUCUUUAGAGUACUCUUGAACUCGCACCAUUCUUCUAAAUACUUAAACCCUUUUAUUCAAAAAGUAUUUUCACCUUCAGCUCUCAAAUACCCCAAACUCCUCCAAAUCAUCUUUAAAUACUUUCAAAUCACCAUAACCUCCAAUAUCUUCUAUAUCCAGCCUCUCUGGCCUUCAUCUCCUCCAAUUCUUACCUUCUUGCAAAUCUCCACCGUAACUAUACAUUGUU
This is a messenger RNA of Moneuplotes crassus, 2020 nucleotides long. Lineage: Eukaryota; Ciliophora; Spirotrichea; Euplotida; Euplotidae. The record is from the annotation of a GenBank genome assembly.